UGUCAGGCAAUGAGCCUGAGUUGUAGGAUUCUGGGAGGCCUACGAUGCACAGGUUGUUCGUACCAGUGGAAGGAAUGGUGCCCCAUCAUUGGUGUCAGUGGGAGGAAUAGUGCCCCAUCAUUGGUGUCAGUGGGAGGAAUGGUGCCCCAUCAUUGGUGUCAGUGGAAGGAAUGGUGCCCCAUCAUCGGUGUCAGUGGGAAGAAUAAUAUUGGUGUCAGUGGGAGGAAUAGUGUCAUCAUUGGUGUCAGUGGGAGGAAUAGUGCCCCAUCAUUGGUGUCAGUGGGAGGAAUAGUGCUCCAUCAUUGGUAUUAGUGAGAGGAAUAGUGCCCCAUCAUUGGUAUUAGUGGGAGGAAUAG
Molecule: messenger RNA, 356 nt
Organism: Staurois parvus
Lineage: Eukaryota; Metazoa; Chordata; Amphibia; Anura; Ranidae
Source: the annotation of a GenBank genome assembly